Messenger RNA from Kogia breviceps (pygmy sperm whale), 8415 nucleotides. It is a transcript of the gene RICTOR, whose product is annotated as RPTOR independent companion of MTOR complex 2. Gene Ontology annotation, molecular function: protein serine/threonine kinase activator activity. The record is from RefSeq and is a predicted model, not a curated record. Gene Ontology annotation, biological process: TORC2 signaling; positive regulation of phosphatidylinositol 3-kinase/protein kinase B signal transduction. Gene Ontology annotation, cellular component: TORC2 complex. NCBI's taxonomy places the organism in Eukaryota, Metazoa, Chordata, Mammalia, Artiodactyla, Physeteridae.
GCGAGGUUUCCGGUGUUGUGACUGAAACCCGUCAAUAUGGCGGCGGUCGGCCGCGGCCGCUCGCUGAAGAACCUCCGAAUACGAGGGCGGAAUGACAGCGGCGAGGAGAACGUCCCGCUGGAUCUGACCCGAGAACCUUCUGAUAACUUAAGGGAGAUUCUCCAAAAUGUGGCCAAAUUGCAAGGAGUAUCAAAUAUGAGAAAGCUAGGCCAUCUGAAUAACUUUACUAAGCUGCUUUGUGAUAUUGGCCUCAAUGAAGAAAAACUGGGUUUUAACUAUGAGGAUAUCAUAAUUUGCUUGCGGUUAGCUUUAUUGAAUGAAGCAAAAGAAGUGCGGGCAGCAGGGCUACGAGCUCUUCGGUAUCUCAUCCAAGACUCCAGUAUUCUGCAGAAGGUGCUAAAAUUGAAAGUGGACUAUUUAAUAGCUAGGUGCAUUGACAUACAGCAGAGCAACGAGGUAGAGAGGACACAAGCACUUCGAUUAGUCAGAAAGAUGAUUACUGUGAAUGCUUCCUUGUUUCCUAGCUCUGUGACCAACUCAUUAAUAGCAGUUGGAAAUGAUGGACUCCAAGAAAGAGAUAGAAUGGUUCGAGCAUGCAUUGCCAUUAUCUGUGAACUAGCACUUCAGAAUCCAGAGGUGGUGGCCCUUCGAGGUGGACUAAACACCAUCUUGAAAAAUGUGAUCGAUUGCCAAUUAAGUCGAAUAAAUGAGGCUCUCAUUACUACAAUUUUACACCUCCUUAAUCAUCCAAAGACCCGACAGUAUGUACGAGCUGAUGUAGAAUUAGAGCGAAUUUUAGCACCCUAUACUGAUUUUCACUACAGACAUAGUCCAGAUACAGCUGAAGGACAGCUUAAAGAAGACAGAGAAGCAAGGUUUCUAGCAAGUAAAAUGGGAAUCAUAGCAACCUUCCGGUCAUGGGCAGGUAUUAUUAAUUUAUGUAAGCCUGGAAACUCUGGGAUUCAGUCUCUAAUUGGAGUACUUUGCAUUCCAAAUAUGGAAAUAAGGCGCGGUCUCCUUGAAGUGCUUUAUGAUAUAUUUCGUCUUCCUCUACCUGUUGUGACUGAAGAGUUCAUAGAAGCACUGCUCAGUGUAGAUCCAGGUAGAUUCCAAGACAGUUGGAGGCUUUCGGAUGGCUUUGUAGCAGCUGAGGCAAAAACUAUUCUUCCUCAUCGUGCCAGAUCCAGGCCAGACCUCAUGGAUAAUUAUUUGGCACUGAUACUCUCAGCAUUUAUUCGUAAUGGGCUUUUAGAGGGUUUGGUUGAGGUGAUAACAAACAGUGAUGACCAUAUCUCAGUUAGAGCUACCAUCCUUUUAGGAGAGCUUUUACAUAUGGCAAACACAAUUCUUCCUCAUUCACAUAGCCAUCAUUUGCACUGCCUGCCAACCCUAAUGAAUAUGGCUGCAUCCUUUGAUAUCCCUAAGGAAAAGAGACUGCGAGCCAGUGCAGCCCUGAACUGUUUAAAACGCUUCCAUGAAAUGAAGAAACGAGGACCUAAGCCUUAUAGCCUUCAUUUAGAUCACAUUAUUCAGAAAGCAAUUGCAACACACCAGAAACGGGAUCAAUAUCUCCGAGUUCAGAAAGAUAUAUUUGUUCUUAAGGAUACAGAGGAAGCUCUUUUAAUGAACCUUAGAGAUAGCCAAGUCCUUCAACAUAAAGAGAAUCUUGAAUGGAAUUGGAAUCUUAUAGGGACCAUUCUUAAGUGGCCAAAUGUAAAUCUAAGAAACUAUAAAGAUGAACAGUUGCACAGGUUUGUACGAAGACUACUUUAUUUUUACAAACCCAGCAGUAAAUUAUAUGCCAAUCUGGAUCUGGAUUUUGCCAAGUCCAAGCAGCUCACAGUUGUGGGUUGCCAGUUUACAGAAUUUCUUCUUGAGUCUGAAGAGGAUGGGCAAGGAUACUUAGAAGAUCUAGUAAAGGAUAUUGUUCAGUGGCUCAAUGCCUCGUCUGGCAUGAAACCUGAAAGAAGUCUUCAAAAUAAUGGUUUAUUGACAACUCUUAGUCAACACUACUUUUUAUUUAUUGGAACACUUUCUUGCCACCCUCAUGGAGUCAAAAUGCUGGAAAAAUGCAGUGUAUUUCAAUGUUUACUUAACCUUUGCUCCUUGAAAAACCAAGAUCACUUGCUGAAACUGACUGUUUCAAGCUUGGACUAUAGCAGAGAUGGAUUGGCUAGGGUCAUACUUUCCAAAAUCUUAACGGCAGCCACUGAUGCCUGCAGGCUGUAUGCAACAAAACAUUUAAGAGUAUUACUGAGAGCUAAUGUUGAAUUCUUCAAUAAUUGGGGAAUUGAAUUACUAGUGACCCAGCUGCAUGAUAAAAGCAAAACGAUUUCUUCUGAAGCUCUUGAUAUUCUCGAUGAAGCGUGUGAAGACAAGGCCAAUCUUCAUGCUCUUAUUCAGAUGAAGCCAGCUUUAUCUCACCUUGGGGACAAGGGUUUGCUUCUCCUCCUGAGAUUUCUCUCCAUUCCAAAAGGGUUUUCCUAUUUGAAUGAAAGGGGUUAUGUAGCAAAACAGUUGGAAAAGUGGCACAAGGAAUAUAAUUCAAAAUAUGUUGACUUGAUUGAAGAACAACUUAAUGAAGCACUUACUACUUACCGAAAGCCAAUUGAUGGUGACAACUAUGUUCGUCGGAGUAACCAAAGAUUACAGCGUCCUCAUGUCUACCUACCUGUACAUCUUUACGGACAACUGGUACACCACAAAACAGGCUGUCAUUUGUUGGAAGUACAGAAUAUUAUUACAGAACUCUGUCACAGUGUCCGUACACCAGAUUUGGAUAAAUGGGAAGAAAUUAAAAAACUGAAAGCAUCUCUAUGGGCCUUGGGAAAUAUUGGCUCAUCAAAUUGGGGUCUUAAUUUGCUACAGGAAGAAAAUGUGAUUCCAGAUAUACUAAAACUUGCAAAACAGUGUGAAGUUCUUUCCAUCAGAGGGACCUGUGUAUAUGUGCUUGGGCUCAUAGCCAAAACCAAACAAGGCUGUGAUAUUCUAAAAUGUCACAACUGGGAUGCUGUAAGGCACAGUCGCAAACAUCUGUGGCCAGUGGUUCCAGAUGAUGUAGAACAGCUCUGUAAUGAACUCUCAUCUGUCCCAAGCACCCUGAGUUUGAACUCAGAGUCAACCAGCUCUAGACAUAAUAGUGAAAGUGAAUCUGCGCCAUCAAGUAUGUUCAUAAUGGAGGAUGACCGGUUUGGCAGCAGCUCUACUAGUACAUUUUUCCUUGAUAUCAAUGAAGAUGCAGAGCCAGCAUUUUAUGAUCGAUCUGGACCUAUGAAGGAUAAAAAUUCAUUCCCUUUCUUUGCUUCUAGUAAACUUGUGAAGAAUCGUAUCUUAAAUUCGCUUACCUUGCCUAAUAAAAAACAUCGUAGUAGCAGUGAUCCAAAAGGAGGGAAACUGUCAUCUGAAAAUAAGACAAGCAACAGGCGGAUCAGAACGCUUACAGAGCCCAGUGUUGACUUUAAUCAUAGUGAUGAUUUCACACCCAUAUCCACAGUGCAGAAAACAUUACAAUUAGAAACUUCAUUUGUUGGGAAUAAGCACAUUGAAGACACUGGUAGUACUCCAAGUAUUGGAGAGAAUGAUUUAAAAUUCACCAAGAGUCUUGGUACAGAGAAUCACAGAGAAAACACAAGCCGAGAGAGAUUAGCUGUAGAAAGUUCAGCGAGCUCACAUAUGAAGAUACGUAGCCAAAGUUUUAAUACAGACACUACAACAAGUGGCAUAAGUUCAAUGAGCUCAAGUCCUUCACGAGAGACAGUAGGUGUAGAUGCAACGACUGUGGACACUGACUGUGGAAGUAUGAGUACUGUGGUAAGUACUAAAACUGUUAAGACAAGCCACUAUUUGACGCCACAGUCUAACCAUCUCUCUCUCUCUAAAUCAAACUCAGUGUCCCUGGUGCCUCCAGGUUCUUCUCAUACACUUCCUAGAAGAGCACAGUCCCUUAAAGCACCCUCUAUUGCUACAAUUAAAAGUCUAGCAGACUGUAACUUUAGUUACACAAGUUCUAGAGAUGCCUUUGGCUACGCUACACUGAAAAGAUUACAGCAGCAAAGAAUGCAUCCAUCCUUAUCUCAUUCUGAAGCUUUGGCGUCUCCAGCAAAAGAUGUGCUGUUUACUGAUACCAUCACCAUGAAAGCCAACAGCUUUGAAUCCAGGUUAACACCAAGCAGGAUCGAUUUUAAAAAGAAGCAUGUCGGGGGAAUCAGGAGCUUAAGACCUACAAUAACAAACAACCUUUUCAGGUUCAUGAAAGCUUUAAGUUAUGCUUCGCUAGAUAAAGAAGAUUUAUUAAGUCCUAUUAACCAAAAUACCCUGCAGCGAUCCUCCUCAGUGAGGUCCAUGGUGUCCAGUGCAACAUAUGGCAGCUCAGAUGACUAUAUUGGUCUUGCUCUUCCAGUAGACAUCAAUGAUAUAUUCCAGGUAAAGGAUAUUCCCUAUUUUCAGGCAAAAAACAUACCUCCACAUGAUGAUCGAGGUGCAAGAGUGUUUGCCCAUGAUGCAGGAGGUCUUCCAUCUGGAACUGGAGGUCUUGUAAAAAACUCUUUUCACUUGCUGCGACAGCAGAUGAGUCUUACAGAAAUAAUGAAUUCAAUCCAUUCAGAUGCUUCUCUGUUUUUAGAAAGCACAGAAGACACUGGACUACAGGAACAUACAGAUGAUAACUGCCUUUAUUGUGUCUGUAUUGAAAUUCUGGGUUUCCAGCCCAGUAACCAACUGAGUGCAAUAUGUAGUCAUUCAGACCUUCAAGACAUUCCAUAUUCUGAUUGGUGUGAGCAGACUAUCCAUAAUCCCUUAGAAGUAGUUCCCUCUAAAUUUUCGGGCAUUUCUGGAUGCAGUGAUGGAGUGUCUCAAGAAGGAUCAGCCAGCAGCACCAAAAGCACAGAAUUGCUACUAGGUGUUAAAACAAUUCCAGAUGAUACACCAAUGUGCCGUAUACUCCUUCGCAAAGAAGUUCUGAGAUUAGUCAUUAAUUUGAGUAGUUCAGUUUCAACUAAAUGUCAUGAAACUGGGCUUUUAACAAUUAAGGAGAAGUAUCCUCAAACAUUUGAUGACAUAUGCCUUUACUCUGAGGUUUCCCAUUUGCUGUCACACUGCACAUUUAGACUUCCAUGUCGGAGGUUCAUACAAGAAUUAUUUCAGGAUGUACAGUUUUUACAAAUGCAUGAAGAAGCAGAGGCUGUCUUGGCAACACCACCAAAGCAACCUAUAGUUGAUACAUCUGUUGAAUCCUGACCUCAUAUUUAUGAUGUAUAUAGAUGUAUACUAUAUAUAUUCAUAUUUGUGGACUUCUAAAAGCCUCAGAAAAUGCCGAUUGACUGGGCAGCAAAGAUAGGAGUAUCUUCUAUAUGCUGUUCCAGCAAUUACUGGUACAUGAGCAGUUGGAACUGCAGACUUCCCUAACCGAAACAACUUCCUCUCUCCCCCGUUGAGCCCUUUUGGGGGUUCAUUGUUCAUUACCACGGUUUUAAGAGUUUUAGUUACCAUUGUAUGCAAGAGCCAAGCACUGAAUACCUACAUAGGUUUUCUAUUUUUUCAUUUUAAGAGCAUAAUAACAGUGGAACAAUAAUAAGAUAUGCAGAAGCACCCUUCACACCGUUAUUUCUGAAUUCUUUUUUUAGGGUAAAUAUAAAGAUGCCUUGUUUGUUAACUAAUUUGUGGAAACUAGGAAUCAGUGUCUCUGAGGCUGCAUCCUAUUAGCACAAUGGGGUGUGCUGUAACUGCUGGUAUUAGAGGGGGAUCUUUGGCCCUUCCACUUUUUUCUUCAUGUUUAUAACACUACUUCAGAGGUUUGUAACCUCACAGCGAAAGAAGAGCCUCAACAACCAGGACUUAUAAAUUAUUUUUAUGUUACUAGACUUACAUAAAGUUUCUUAUUUGUUUUCCAUCUCUUCAGUUUUGUUGCAAUGUGUUACCAUAGGCUAUUUGAACUAAUUAAGGUUUUUCACUACAGUUCCUGAUUAAAAUCAGAAAAUUAUUUUAUAAUUCAAAGUAUUUUCCAUUCAUAGAAUGCAUAUAUUUUCAGUGGACUUCCAUUUUCAUCAGCUUCCCAUAUCACCAUUUUAAACCAUAACUUGAACAAGCACUAUUAAUUUAGACCUAAAGCAAAAGAAAGCAUUAAAUAAAAUCAUGCAUCUCUUGAGGAAAAGAUAAGUUUGCCUACAAUUUAUACAUUCCAUGGGAAAAGAAAAGCCAUAGUUCCUUUUAAAAAAUCAUUAAUGAAACUUACUAUUACGAUUAAAAAUUGUAGUGAAAAGCCUUAAGUACCAAAUUUUAAAGCAGCAGUAAUUUAAUUUUUAUAUCAGUGUUCUUGUUUUGCACAAACUAAAUGCAGUGAUAGGUGAGUUUAUGAGUACAGUAAUUGCCUUUAUCACAUUUGCAAAGUUAAGUUGAUGAGGGCAAGGUUUUGUUUAUUUGUGUGUUUAAUUUUUGUAUGUCUAAAAAUAUUUGGAAAUCUUUACAGGAAUUAAACAUAUAUGCAAAUUUGUAUAUAAAAAAGCAUGGCCAUCCUCAUUAGAAUGCUUGUAAAUGAAAGGAUUAUCUUUUUUGAGGUCUAUAUAUAAAUAGAAAAAAAAAUCCAGCUGGACUGAUUAGGACCCUUUUUUAAUUCAUUUGUUUAGACCAUUUUUACAGUUAUGCAUCAGCUCUGACACAGUCAUAAUACGUGGAUUAAUAUCUUCCCAUAUUACAGAUCUUUUUUAUAAUGGGCUUGUUCUUUGAGAUAUCUGUAAAGAAUCCUGUGAACUAGAAAAUGUAACUCACAGAGAUUUUUUUUUUUUUUUUUAAUUUACUGGCACUGAAAGUUCCAAUUGGGAUGAAGCAUUUCAUCUCACUUCAUAACACCUCUUUGACUGCACUUCAGUGAAUUGUUCUUAUGUGCACUGUGUAGCAACUUACAUUAUAACAAAGCAGAUAAGGGCUGUAAGCUUCUGCUUAUGUUAAAAAGUGGUUCUUCAGAUUUUCUUUCAUAAAAUCCAACUGAAGAUAAAAGAAAUGCUUUUUUUUUUUAAACUUUAAUUUAUCACUGAACCCAAGUGUUUAUUUAAAUGUCAACAGUACUUCUAAGAACGUUGCCUGUCACCUUGGUCUUUGGUCUUGGAUGAUUAAACUGCCUUCCAGAGAACCAGAUGUCAGAGAUACUAGACCAAAUAGUGAUUAAAAACUCCAAAGGAGGUGAUGUAGUAAUCUUAUUAAUAAUGGGAUUAACAUAUUUUAGACAUUCAUUUUAAACACUACCUCAGUUAAUAUAAAAUCUGUGGUUUAAUCCCUCAAAAGUUAACAGUAAAUUCUUUUUUGUUACAUACACACACACACACACACACACACACACACACACAUACACACACACACACACAUCCCCAUCCCUGGACCCCACCUCACUCAUCAUCAUGAAAUGAAGUCUUCGUUACUAUUAGCCUGAACAGUUUUUUGGAUUAUUACUUUGAAAGAUGUGUGUAUAUAUCAUAAUAUUUGCCUAUAGCACUUAGUUUGGGGAGACAGAGCUUUGUGGUUCUCAGUAAUCUAAGAAAAAUAGAUGUCUAUACUUAAAUGUAUAGUGCUAUUUGGUUUAUCCAUGUUUCACUGACAGGUCUAAUAUGUUUCCUUUAAGUACUUAUUUGUAUAAAAGUAGACUUCUAUGAUGAAAAAUGCUCACAUGCGGUGCCAAGUGAUUUACUUAAGUGUUUAAAAUAUUAAAUUAUAGCAGAAAAGGUUAGGAAUGUUGUCAGUGGUAAUAGAAAUAAUUGAGAAAAGCACCUAUAUGUAAUAGAUAUUAUUACCAGACUAUAAAAUACCAAAAUAAUGUCAAUACUGUACUUUUUCAAGAUUUUAGAAUUAAUCUUAGUCCAUAUAAAUUUGUACUACUGGUAAUUAAUUAUUGAAUAAUUUGGAGGAAUUUGGGCAGUUGUGCUGGUUUUAAACUGUGAAUUGCUAAUUGUAAAGUGAAUUGUCAUUUCUAAUUGAAAUUUUUUUCAAGAACAGAUUUCAGCUUCACAUACUAAUAAGUAAAUACUGAUAAAUAAGGAAAUUAGAAAUUAGUAUUUGUAAUUAAAUAUGGUCUAAAAUUUCUUAUACUUUUACUUCCUAUUUAUGCUUAGAUAGACUUGAGGGGGGAAAAAGUCUUUUCUCCCUAAUAAAAAUUUUUCUAAUGAAGAUUGGUAGCAUAAGGGCAUUCUGUAAGACAUUGACUUUGAAAGAGGAUCUUUGAAGGUAUAUACUUUAUUAUGGUAGUUACUCUAACAUCAGGUGUAUAUAAGUCCUUUUGAAAUGGGGUGGCUUUAAUAGUUUUGAGCUCUUUUAUCCAGAGUUUGAGGUAAUUAAAGCUGAGUUUUUCUGGGCAUAUUACAAUGGCAGAGUGUUCAGCAGUGAGGUGGGAAUGCUUAUUUAGAUUUGUCUCCUGCUAUUUAUUUUUUUUCA